GCAGCAUGGCCCAGUCUGUCGUAGUGCAAGUCGGCCAGUGUGGGAACCAGAUUGGCUGCUGCUUUUGGGAUCUGGCCCUUAGGGAGCAUGCGGCUGUCAACAAGAAAGGAAUUUAUGAUGAUGCACUGAAGAACUUCUUUAGAAAUGUGGAUACUAGAGGAUCUGAUAUUUCCAAAGGAAGAAUUUGUUCACUAAAAGCACGAGCGGUCUUGAUUGACAUGGAAGAAGGAGUAGUGAAUGAAAUCCUUCAGGGACCAUUGAAAGAUGUAUUUGAUAGCAAGCAACUCAUCACAAAUGUUUCUGGCUCAGGGAAUAAUUGGGCUGUAGGUUACAAGCUUUUUGGCUCUCAGUACCGAGAUCAGAUUGUGGAGAAACUCAGACAGACAGCGGAGCACUGUGACUGUUUGCAGUGUUUCUUUUUAAUUCACUCCAUGGGAGGAGGGACAGGGUCUGGGCUUGGCACAUUUAUUUUAAAUGUGCUUGAGGAUGAAUUUCCAGAAGUAUACAGAUUUGUGACUUCAGUUUUUCCAUCUGGUGAGGAUGAUGUCAUUACUUCACCAUAUAAUAGUGUUUUGGCAAUGAAGGAACUUAAUGAGCAUGCAGACUGUGUGUUGCCCAUCGAAAAUGAAUCUCUAUUUGAAAUCGUUAGCAAAAUUAAUCAGAUGCUAAAUUCUGGAAAACCAGGAAUAACUGUGAAGCAACAGAGUCUGGUAACUUUAAAUGAAGGUGGUAUCAAAAAGAAGCUGGAUGAAAAGCCAUUUGAUAAAAUGAACAAUAUUGUAGCAAAUUUGCUGCUCAACUUAACAAGUUCUUCCAGAUUUGAAGGUUCCCUUAAUAUGGAUCUUAAUGAAAUUAGUAUGAAUUUAGUUCCCUUUCCUCAACUUCAUUAUCUUGUUUCAAGCCUCACACCUUUGUAUACAUUGGCAGAUGUAAACAUUCCUCCUCGAAGGUUAGAUCAGAUGUUUUCAGACGCUUUUAGCAAAGACUACCAGCUCAUUCAAGCUGACCCGAAGCAUAGCCUCUACCUUGCUUGUGCCUUGUUAGUUCGAGGAAAUGUGCAGAUUUCAGAUAUUCGAAGAAAUAUUGAAAGAUUGAGAUCUUCUCUCCACUUUGUCUCAUGGAAUCAAGAAGGCUGGAAAACAAGCCUGUGUUCAAUACCACCCGUGGGCCAUUCUCACUCACUCUUGGCACUGGCAAACAACACCUGUAUCAAACCCACCUUCAUGGAGCUUAAAACUAGAUUCAUGAGACUCUACAAGAAAAAGGCUCAUCUUCAUCACUACCUACAGGUUGAUAGAAUGGAAGACAGUUGUUUUACAGAAGCUGUAUCAUCUUUGUCAUCUCUCAUAGAGAAAUACAAUGAAUUAGAUAUCACAAAAGGCUUGCCUAAACAUGAACAAGUUAGACUAAAUAUAGUUAUAUAAAAACAUGUCA
Gracilinanus agilis (Agile Gracile Mouse Opossum) is the source of this 1434-nucleotide messenger RNA. RefSeq names its product tubulin epsilon 1 (gene TUBE1). Gene Ontology annotation, biological process: microtubule cytoskeleton organization; mitotic cell cycle. The transcript has 12 exons. Gene Ontology annotation, molecular function: structural constituent of cytoskeleton; GTP binding. Lineage: Eukaryota; Metazoa; Chordata; Mammalia; Didelphimorphia; Didelphidae. The coding region runs from base 6 to 1424 and encodes 472 amino acids. Gene Ontology annotation, cellular component: cytoplasm; microtubule. The record is from RefSeq and is a predicted model, not a curated record.